UACGAAACCAGCGCGCCUGUGCCGUUCCCUAGCUCGCGCCCUCACGCUCCCCUUCGGAAGCGGAGCUGAGGGGAAGACCCGGCUGGUAGUCCACACGUCUGUUCUCAGUCGUGGUCCGGGCGGCCAUGUCGGCCGGGGAGGUGGAGCGCCUGGUGUCGGAGCUGAGCGGCGGGACCGGUGGGGAUGAGGAGGAAGAGUGGCUCUAUGGCGAUGAAAAUGAAGUUGAAAGACCAGAAGAAGAAAAUGCCAGUGCUAAUCCUCCAUCUGGAAUUGAAGAUGAAACUGCAGAAAAUGGGAUAUCAAAACCGAAGGUGACUGAAACUGAAGAUGAUAGUGAGAGUGACAGUGACGAUGAUGAAGAUGAUGUUCAUGUCACUAUUGGUGAUAUUAAAACUGGAGCACCACAGUAUGGAAGCUAUGGAGCAGCACCUGUUAAUCUUAAUAUCAAGACAGGAGGAAGAGUUUAUGGUGCGGCAGGAACAAAAGUCAAAGGUGUAGACCUCGAUGCACCUGGAAGCAUUAAUGGAGUUCCACUAUUGGAAGUAGAUUUGGAUUCUUUUGAAGAUAAACCAUGGCGGAAACCAGGUGCUGAUCUCUCUGAUUACUUUAAUUAUGGUUUUAACGAAGAUACAUGGAAAGCUUACUGUGAAAAGCAAAAGAGGAUACGAAUGGGACUUGAAUUAAUACCAAAUAAAAUUACGGCCGAAGACUAUACUAUGGAAGUUACACCAGGUGCAGAGAUCCAAGAUGGCAGAUACAAUCUUUUUAAGGUACAGCAGGGCAGAACUGGGAAUGCAGAGAAGGAAACAGUGCUACAGUCUACCAAAGCUGAAUUUACAUCUCCUCCUUCUCUAUUCAAAACAGGACUUCCUCCAAGCAGAAACAGCGCCUCUUCUCAGUCUCAGACAAGUUCUGCCUCCAGAAAAGCUAAUUCAGGCAUCGGGAAGUGGCAAGAUCGAUAUGGGAGAGCCGAAUCACCUGAUUUAAGGAGAUUAUCUGGCACAAUAGAUGUAAUUGGUCAGACUAUCACUAUCAGCCGAGUAGAAGGAAGACGGCGGGCAAAUGAAAAUAGCAAUAUCCAGGUUCUUUCCGAGCGAUCUGCUGCUGAAGUAGACAACAAUUUUAGCAAACCACCUCCAUUUUUCCCUCCAGGAGCUCCUCCUACUCACCUCCCACCACCUCCAUUUCUUCCUCCUCCUCCAACUGUCAGCACUGCUCCACCUCUGAUUCCCCCACCAGGUAUUCCAAUAACUGUACCACCUCCAGGUUUUCCUCCUCCCCCAGGAGCUCCUCCUCCGUCUCUUAUACCAACAAUAGAAAGUGGGCAUUCUUCUGGAUAUGAUAGUCGUUCUGCUCGUGCAUUUCCAUAUGGCAAUGUUGCCUUUCCUCAUCUUCCUGGUUCUGCUCCUUCAUGGCCUAGUCUUGUUGACACUACCAAGCAGUGGGACUACUAUGCCAGGAGAGAGAAAGACAGAGAGAGAGAGAGAGAACGAGACCGAGAGAGAGACCGUGACCGGGAUCGGGAAAGAGAACGUACCAGAGAGAGAGAGAGGGAACGUGAUCACAGCCCAACACCGAGCGUUUUCAACAGUGAUGAAGAACGAUACAGAUACAGAGAAUAUACGGAACGAGGCUAUGAGCGUCAUAGAGCAAGUCGAGAAAAAGAAGAGCGACACAGAGAAAGAAGACACAGAGAAAAAGAGGAGACAAGACACAAGUCAUCUCGAAGCAAUAGCAGAAGACGCCAUGAAAGUGAAGAAGGGGACAGUCACAGGAGACAUAAACACAAAAAAUCAAAAAGGAGCAAAGAAGGAAAAGAAGCUGGCAGUGAACCUGCCCCAGAGCAGGAGAGCACUGAGGCUGCCCCUGCUGAAUAGGCCUUUUGUGCUUGCAUUAGUGCCAGAAAUUGGCUGCUUUAAAUUUGUUAUUUUUCUGGAUAAUGUUUAAAAAAAUUUCCUCUUAAUCUUGUUCUGUUAGUAUGAAAAAGAAAAGGUUAAUUUUUUUUUUCAAAAUAAAGAGUGAAUUUUUCAUGUCAAGUUUAGACUUGAAUUUGUCAUUAUCAUGUAAUAUUUGAGAAAUCAAAGGAUAGAAAUCACUAAGAGGGUAUUGUGAGCAAAGCACUUAUUGAGAAAUUUAGAGAGGAUGUUCCUUUUAAGCUACAUACCAAGUUGGAUAUCAUCGUUAAUUAUAUAUACACAAGCUACUUGAUAGAAGGUCAGGCUUACCUAAGCUUUCCUGAGCUAAUCAGCUGCCUGUCACAUGCCCCGCUGUGAAAGUAUCAAAGCCUCAAGAUGUAUGAGCCUCAAGAAUUCUUAAUGAAAACUGUAUAAAUAUGAACAUGUUAUUUCCAAAUAAUUUUUUUUCGAAUGGAGCUCUUUCUGUUGACACAGUAUGGCACUCAUCUUGGUAUUAUGACUUCAACAACAAAAUUUUAGUAUAAAUUUGGGAAUAUAAGCAGAUGUUGAAAUAUGGGAUAUAACCUCAUAUUUCCAAAUCAGGAAGAUCUGUUAUUAAGGCAUUCUGGUAAUUUUAUUAGAAAUUACUUGAUUCAAAUAAUUCCUAGCAGGCACAUACUCAGUAGUAUCUUGUCACUUUGGCACAACUUUGGUCCUCCUUACCAUCCAGAAGAGCCAGGAUUAAAUGAAAUUUUCUGUUGCAAAAUACCUUUAGUGAUUUUUUUGAAGGCCUCUUGGCUUAUAAUUUGUGCAGUUUUGCACCCUUACUACAUUAUGUUGUGAAGAAAAUGACCUUUGUUCCUAGUAAAUUAGUCACUUAUGAGGGCUAAAAGAGGCAAACUUAGAAUUCUGAGUAUGUAUAGGUUGAUCCUAAAGUUACUAUUGUUAGUUUUUAUAACAAAUAACAUGGCAUUAUAAAGAAUGAGUUACAGUUUAUUUUUAAUUACAACAAAUCUGUUCAUCAUCAUAUAACUUAGACGAAGUAAAUUUGAAAAAUGUUUGCUGCAUAGCUGAUCAUGAAGGGAAAACCUUGCUAUAAUGUAAUCUUUAGAUGUUUGAGGUUGAAACCAUAAAUUUAAUCACAAAUUA
Gracilinanus agilis (Agile Gracile Mouse Opossum) is the source of this 3044-nucleotide messenger RNA. It is a transcript of the gene FIP1L1, whose product is annotated as factor interacting with PAPOLA and CPSF1. The record is from RefSeq and is a predicted model, not a curated record. Gene Ontology annotation, molecular function: RNA binding. Lineage: Eukaryota; Metazoa; Chordata; Mammalia; Didelphimorphia; Didelphidae. The coding region runs from base 126 to 1877 and encodes 583 amino acids. Gene Ontology annotation, cellular component: mRNA cleavage and polyadenylation specificity factor complex. The transcript is spliced from 18 exons.